AUGGUGGAUUCAAGAUUACUCGCCAAACACUACGAGCUACGAGAGAAGAUUUCCAACUUGAUACAAGAGGACCAGGAGAGAAAGAAUGCUAUAAAGUUGUGCAUAUUUCAACUAGCGAUUCUACAACAAGGAGAUGUAACGCGAUCCAAGAAACUGACAAAAGGAAGCCCUCGGAAAGCGGAUGUCGAAGAAUCACUGACGAAGGAGUAUGAGAUAGAGCUCAACAAGUUGAAACAAGAGUUUUCUACUAAACUGAAACUACAUGACGCCAAACUCCAAUCGUUAAAGCAAGAGAAUGAACGAUUAAAAGCGCAAAUAAAGAAGUUAAAUUCUGACACUUCUUCCUCAAGUUCGUGUCUUUUCCCAACAAGAAAGAGGGUACUCCCAAAUCAUCGUUCUAUUUUUAGUCCAGAAAAGUUUAGUUCAAGUGCAAGUAAGUCCGGUACAUUUCGUCAUGCGUUCCCCACUAUAUUUGACGAUGAGCUACUUACACCAAUUAAAAAAGUACCUGAGACCAAACUUGUUAGCAACUUGAUGAAAUCUGCCGCAUCAAUAUCCCCGACUAAAGAUAUACGAUCACACGACUCGCUCUUGUUAGCUGAUGACGACUUAGCGAUACCAAAAGCAACUUCUUCACCGACGGGAAGCUCGAAAUGGCGGUCGCCAACAAAGUUUAUGGAAAAUUUCGAUAUUGAGGGCGACAACGAUGAUUACCUAGCUCGCAGGCGAAGUCCAUCUCCUGAAUUCACCCCUAAUAGGAGACGAAGAGUACUUCGCAGCACUGACUCUACUGCAACCAGCGACGAAAAAAGUGAAUCGGUUGAACAAUCAGGGAGGAAUGGCAACAACGCUUUGCACCAUUCCGGCUCUCCAGUCAAAGUUGAAAGAAAGAUUAAGAAAGUGAGAAAAAGAAAGAAUCUAGGUCUUGACGAUUUGGAGCCGGUGAAAAAUGGGUCGCUAAAGAUGGCGUUCGCUGACGCGGACGAUGACAAUUUAAACACACUUGCAAAGUACGAGGACGCACAUUUUGAGGAUAACGAUGGAGCUCCUGAUACUUCGAGUAGUCCAUUGAAGAGGAAGUUGGAUACUGAUGAGCAAAUAUCGGAUCUUGGACCCCCAAAGAAACGACGGAACGUUUUCACAAUCGAUUGA
Messenger RNA from Lodderomyces parapsilosis, 1152 nucleotides. RefSeq lists its product as uncharacterized. The transcript has a single exon. The record is from RefSeq and is a predicted model, not a curated record. The coding region runs from base 1 to 1152 and encodes 383 amino acids. NCBI's taxonomy places the organism in Eukaryota, Fungi, Ascomycota, Pichiomycetes, Serinales, Debaryomycetaceae.